AUUCUGCUGCUUUGUUAUUUUCAGAGAAGCCACAGAGGCAAUUUGUGCUGUCUUCUCUAAUUGUAACACAUUUGCUGUGUGAAAACAGUUCUGUGUUUAUAAGAACCCAAGUCCCAUUUCCUGUAUACAGUUAUGGGCAUACCUUGGCCCAAAUGAUGCUGAAGAUAUGGGCUUCUCCUCUCCCAUCACCCCAUGUUCAUUUAUGGCUUUGCUUGUAGUCCUGUAGGGGUUGUUCCGUCUGAAGAAAAGGAGGCUCAGAGGAGAUCUCAUUGCUCUGUGCAGCCAUUUGAAAGGAAGUUGUGGUGAGGUGGGGUUCAGCCUCUUUUCCCAGUAUGAAGAAAAGCAGAGGGCGGACAAGUCGAAAGAGAAGAAGAAAACACUUGCAGAGAUUUAUGUAUGGAGUCAACUGCAGUCACAAACUGGAAUACAUUAAACUUAAGAAGUGGCUCAAAGACAGAGGAUUUGGAGACAGUAGUUUAAGGCCAGCGCAGUUCUGGGGUACAGGAAGAGGACUGAUGACAACAAGAGCUCUUCAGGCAGGAGAGCUGGUUAUUUCAUUGCCUGAAAAAUGCUUAGUGACCACCAACACUGUCCUUAACAGCUGUUUAGGAGAAUACAUUAUGAAAUGGAAGCCUCCUGUAUCUCCUUUGAUAGCACUAUGCACAUUUUUAAUAGCAGAGAAGCACGCUGGUGAGAAAUCUCUGUGGAAGCCGUAUCUUGAUGUUUUACCCAAGACAUACAGUUGCCCAGUUUGUUUGGAGCAAGAUGUAAUACAACUGUUUCCCGAACCUUUAAGAAAGCAAGCUCAGGAGCAAAGAACAACGGUCCAUGAGUUGUACAUGUCUUCCAAGGCUUUUUUCUCUUCUUUGCAAUCCUUGUUUGCUGAGAACACGGCAACUAUUUUUAACCACAGUGCCCUGGAGUGGGCUUGGUGCACUAUUAAUACCAGAACAAUAUACAUGAAACAUUCCCAGAGGGAAUGCUUUUCUCUUGAGCCAGAUGUUUAUGCAUUGGCACCAUAUUUAGAUUUGCUAAACCACAGUCCAAAUGUUCAGGUAAAGGCUGCAUUUAAUGAACAGUCAAGAAGCUAUGAAAUUCAGACAAAUUCACAGUGCAAGAAGUAUGAAGAAGUAUUUAUCUGCUAUGGGCCUCAUGACAAUCAGCGACUGCUACUAGAAUAUGGAUUUGUUGCCAUUGAUAACCCUCAUAGCAGUGUUUAUGUCUCAUCAGAUACUCUCCUAAAAUAUUUCCCACCACUGGACAAGCAGAAAAAUGCAAAACUUUCCAUUCUGAAGGAUCGUGAUUUAUUAGAAAACUUGACCUUUGGAUGGGAUGGACCAUCUUGGAGACUUCUUACAGCCCUCAAGGUGUUAAGUCUUGGAGAAGAUGAAUUUACUUGCUGGAGGAGAGCACUACUUGGUGAUGUAAUUUCAGCCAGAAAUGAACAGCAGGCUUUGAAUAUAACAACAAAGAUAUGCCAUUUUUUAAUAGAGGAGACACAGCAUGUCCUUCUGCAGAUUUCCCAGAUGAAGAGGGACAAAGAGAACCUCAAAGAACAGCUGACUUUGGUAGAAGCACUACGCUUAGAAGAUCUGAAAAUACUACAAAAAUCAGCAGAGAUUCUUUGCAGCUUGAACGUGACAACAGUUUGAUCCACCUGGAGCUGUGAUAACUGUAGCUGAUCUCAAAUGGAUCUCAUUUGCUAUGGACAUGCCUUGAUCAACUGUUUUAAUGGACUUGGGCAGCAAAGAAUAACAAAAGUCAUCAUAAAGUGCCCAGCUUAGUUUACAGGAUCACAUGGGCAUUAAGGGCUUAUUUUGUUCUUUGCUGAUCUUCAGUAAUACAAAAGGUUAGCCCAGAGGGUAGGGAGGAACAUAGUCAGUUUUCAUCACACUUCAUCCAAAUCAUAAUUGCUUUGAGCAAAACAGCUUAUGGGGGUAAUUUGAGCAGCUCUAGGACUGGGGACUCCAGCAGUCAGACCCUCUGAUCCAUGCCUGUGGGGCAAAGGCAUAGAUCAGAGGGUCAGGCACACAUUCCUCAGGAUAUAUUUUGAGUUCUGGCACUUGACUGAGAGGGGAAGGAGGGAGCUACUUGUAUAUACCCAGAACUAAUCCUUUAUCUUUUCCCUGAGAUAUGUGCAUGUGCCCAAGAAUAAGUAGUUUGCAUAGUGUCAAUUCAUUAUGGGAGCAAUAAACGUGGACGGGAGCAAUAAAUGUGGACUGGAGCAGAGAUUGCAAUCAGCCCUUUUGAGACUGAUGCCAGGUUGUUCCCUGCACAGUAUCAGUUCAUGUUUCUUGAAUUUAAAGAAGUGAGAAUUUUUUCCUUUACUUUCAGAGCUUCCUCCAAACUCAUUAGUUUGUGUUCUGACUCCUCCUGCUGGAAAUGAGAACAGAAAGGAUGUAUCAGUUGAAAAGCCCACCCAGACAUUUCGUUCUAUUUUCUGUCAUUUCUGGUGAUGAUACUGACAAACGUUUUAAUCUUGCCUUCAAGGGCAUAUUCUCAUGAGCUACCUUUCAUUAUUAGUUCAACCUAAAUAAGGAGCUCAAGGUCCCUAUGUGAUUUAGGAGAAGGAAGCUUCUUCUAAGGGUGUUUCUGAGCAGGAUCCAUGUCUAAGCUUUAUAAACUUUGUAAUUGUUGUGUUGUAAUUAUUUCCCAUUGUGUGGGGAUUCAUAUUUUGUAAUUUUUUUAUUAAUACUUUUAGGCUUUUUAAAGAAUUGUGCUUUUAAAGAAUGUUUAUUUUUGAUUAAUUUUCUACAAGACUUUUAUCUAUUUUUUAAGUAAAUGAAAUUAUAUAUGGCAAUAAAGGCAUUCCAGCUAAUAUCAUUUAAAGAAAAAAAUGCAGCAAGUGAAAGCUUCUAAGAAAUAAGCUAGUAUAAAUGCACUUUCUGACUUUCUUUGUGAACAUUCAUCAUGAACAAGAGUGUUAUUGUAUAAACUUGAUUGGAUUUGAGGAUUCCAGGGGUUUUCCUCGCUGUUUCUUUUCUGCCUUGUUCUAGUUGGGACACAAAAUAUCUAUUUGUCAUCUCCCAGAAUUCUUGCAUCUCACUUAUGUCCCAGUCCUGUUGAUGACAUCU
Messenger RNA from Meleagris gallopavo (turkey), 3074 nucleotides. The record is from RefSeq and is a predicted model, not a curated record. Lineage: Eukaryota; Metazoa; Chordata; Aves; Galliformes; Phasianidae.